AUUAUAGGAUUAUGUUAACGUAACAUAAUAGUAUUUAGAUCACAUACAUUUUAUACUAAAUACGUCACUGGGAUAACGUUACGCAAAAAAUAGAGAUUCCAGAGUUCGAAGAUUUCAAUUUCAAAUAUAUGGAUAUAUCAAAUAUUUUAUAAAUUAUCAGCAAAGAACAGUGACUUUCAAACUGGUUUAAAUAUCCAACCUUUUAAAACUCAUCAAACACGUGGAAAAACUAAAUAAUAUUCAUAUAUUUUGACUUAUCAACACUAUGCCUCCAUUUGUGAGGGUAAAACUGGUUAAGACGGAGCCAGGACCUAAUUUUGUUCAGAAUGGGGAACCAUUUGAUCCGUUUGUUGCAGUGAACGUAAAGGAGUGUAUUUUCCAAGAAGGUCGUGGAAGUCAGUUAGUACAGAAGAAGAAAACUAUUUAUCCAGAAUGGAAUAGUUGCUUCGAUUCACAUUUGAAAGAUGGCAGAGUUAUACAGAUUGUGACUCUACAAAGGCCAAACAAGAUGCUGGCUGAGUGCAAUAUAGGAUUACAAAUACUUGCUGAUAAAUGUAAGAAACAAAGCAUGGGAGGAGCAGGAACAGAUGUUUGGUUGGAUCUCAAGCCAGAAGGAAGACUACUGGUUCAAGUGAAGCUAUUCGUAGAGCAAGAAGACGUCAUGCAAGACCAGGAACUUCCAGAGCGAACGAUUCAGCGUCGACGAGGUGCGAUGAAAAAGGCCAAAGUUCAUGUGGUCAAAGGUCACGAAUUCACAGCCAAAUUUUUCCGCCAGCCUACGUUCUGUUCUGUCUGCAAAGAUUUCAUGUGGGGAUUGAAUAAGCAAGGAUACCAGUGUAAAGAUUGUGGAGCUGCGUUGCAUAAAAAAUGCAUUUAUUGUGUUCUUGCAUCGUGCAGUCGUACUGCAGUCGGAUCGGCUCACACAGUGUAUCUGAAAGAAAGAUUCAAGAUCAACAUGCCUCACAGGUUCAAAGUCUGCACCUUUCUUCGACCGACAUUUUGCGAUCAUUGCGGUUCCAUGUUGUAUGGUCUUGUCAAGCAAGGAGUUAAAUGCGAAGAGUGUGGGACUAGUUCUCACCAUCGAUGCUACAAGAAGAUGCCGCAUACCUGUGGAGUAAAUCAGUCUCUACUUGCUGCAGCAUUGGAGAAAUUGGAUAAACUGCCUUCAGUAGAGGAGAAAGGAUCCAAACAACUGCCCACACCAGAAUCCAGCAUAUAUGAAGACGUUCCACAAAGUCAAUUAUUAGUUCCAAAGCAACCCAGACCAAUGUCAACUCCGCCCAACAGUCAAAUUUACGAGCCAUUAUGGGGUGCACAAUCAGGCCAAGGAGGCUCUAAACCCCAGGCAGCCCCUAUCCCUGCACCAAGAGCAAGUAAACGCGGCAUGGUCAAAUUCACAAGCGAUGAUUUCAGGUUGCUGAAGGUCCUAGGGAAAGGAAGUUUCGGAAAGGUGCUUCUAGCAGAGUUGAAAGGUCACAAUAAAUUCUAUGCGAUCAAAGCUUUGAAGAAAGAUGUCGUAGUCGAGGAUGAUGAUGUUGAAUGUACGAUGGUUGAACGAAGGGUUCUCUCUCUCGCUUGUGAACAUCCGUAUUUGACGCAUCUGUUCUGUACUUACCAGACUAAUGACCAUUUAUUCUUUGUGAUGGAAUACCUGAAUGGUGGAGAUCUCAUGUUUCAUAUCCAAGCAAGUGGACGCUUCACCGAACAAAGAGCUAAAUUUUAUGCCGCUGAAAUUGUGUUAGGCCUGCAGUAUUUACAUGGAAAAUCAAUUGUCUAUCGUGACCUGAAACUUGACAAUGUUCUGUUGGAUUGUGACGGCCACAUUAAGAUUGCUGACUUCGGGAUGUGUCGGGAGAAUAUCACUGCCACUAACAAAGCAUCUACGUUUUGUGGAACACCAGACUACAUCGCUCCUGAGAUUCUACAGAACAAAAAGUAUACAUUUGGUGUGGACUGGUGGUCGUUCGGUGUCUUGCUUUAUGAAAUGAUGCUUGGACAAUCACCUUUCCAUGGAGAAGAAGAGGAAGAUUUAUUCAAUGCAAUCCUAACUAAAGAACCAGUCUUUCCAAGAUGGAUGCCCAAGGAUUGUACUGCUUGUAUAAAGGAGCUUCUUAAAAAAGAACCUGAAAAUCGUCUCGGCGUCAUCAAUGAAGUCAAAGACCACCCAUUCUUCACAUCGAUUGAUUUCCAACGACUGGAAAAGAGACAAAUUGAUCCGCCAUUCAAACCUAAAGUUAGAUCUGCCAGUGACUACAGCAACUUUGAUAAAGAAUUUUUGGCUGAAAAACCAAGGCUGACACAGGGAGACAAAGAUGUUAUUCAAAGUCUUGAUCAAGGCUGCUUCAGAGGAUUCAGUUUCAUCAAUGCUUCUGCUGCUGUAGGAUUGAAAAAGACAACGUGACCUCUCAACUUCGAACUUUAAGGGUCAUUAACUUCAAAUUAUCAACUCUAUGAGCUUUUAUGCACAAACUGUUAAACUUUUUAGCAUUGACUUCUCAGUUACAUGGUUCUAGGGCCAUGAAUAUUUAUAUCAAUCGGGCUUUAUACUAAUCUUCAUUGCUCGGUAAUAUAGAUAACUGACAUAAAGAUGUUCAUGGCCUAAAUAAUCAUGUCAUACUGACAAAAACAAUUGUUGACACCCCAAAAUUUGUGAAAGAGGCUUUUCGACCCUCGUUCCAUUGGCACUUGAGAUUCUUUGGACCUAUAAGAGGGUACCAUAUGAAUUAUUUCACAUGGGAAAUUAGACACUGCUGUUUUUUGGACAGGGUUAUCUGGAAUUAGUGAAAAAGAUCGCUUCUGCCGAUAUUGACCAAAUCCAUGAGGAUGCCAGUUAAAUAGAAAGGGAGAUAUUUUAUUUUUUCGUCAACCAAAUAAAACAACAGUCGUAAUAAUGAAAAAUAGUAACGAGUAAUAAAUUAGUUUGUAUAAACAGGAGGGAGUGAUGUGAACUGACAGACGGUCUCCAAAGUCAACUUGCCCAAAUUAUCAUAAUACCAAAUAUUCAUGGUAAUUGGAGCAAAAUGAUGACUCGUAGAUUGGUAAGAUUGGUAGUAUAUGGUCUACAUCUGGUACUAAAUAAACAACAGUUUUUACACUAAACUGCCCUUUCUAAAUAAUUGCAUUUUUCUGAAAAAUGAUAGCUCAUCAUCAUGUAUUAGCGAUGCUUGUCCAGAUUAAGUCGUGUAAAAAAUGUCCUAAAAAUCUAAUGUUUAUUUGUGGCAUUGUUAGGAGGUAUUUCAGUUUUUAAGUUGUGCGUUCUGUUGCUUUUUUUUUUAAUUUUUAUUGAUGUUCCGUCCAUAAUGGCUGUUUACCCUUAAUUCCUCAGUAUAGCAAUUUUCUUGUAAAACUGCAUCUCCAUAUAACAUGGCCCGGGAAUCGGAUAUAAGCACCAGACUUUGCUUAUAAGGAUAUAUGAUUCUAAUAAUUUUCUGACUGGCUUGUUGCCCAGUAGCGAAGCAUAUGCAAGUUUUAUUUUUUAUUGUAAUGUGACCGAACUGAUUUAGAGCUGACGCUCUUUCACUCUUUUAGUUGAUUGAUACUCACUGACAAAAAUGUAUUUAUUUAUAUCCAUGGAACAAUUUUCUACAGUUUAACCUGGAUUAAAAAACACAAAAAAUAAAGUUUGAUUUGCGAGUCAGAAGCAUUUUUUUAAAUAUAAGAAAAAGGUUUUAUAUCUUACACACCUUGAAACGCCUUUUGGACCCUCAAAAAUCUUGAAAACCCACACUUUCCGGCAUUUGUACCGGACCCUCUAGUUCAGUGGUUCUCAACCUUUUUUCAUUCGUGGCCCACUUUUUGUCGCACGAAAGUCCCGUGGCCCACUAAUUUUUUAUGCUUGAAGAAACUACUAACUUUUAAAAACAAAUAGCAACAGAUCAUAUUUCAGAAUGAAUUUUUAUUCUGACCAUCCGACCAUAGAAUGUGUUUGUUGCGUCACAAUGCGUUUUUACAAUAAGGCAUGUUUUGCAAUUGGAUAUAUUGUUUUCCCAAGACGCGUGAAGCUGAUUAUGUUAACGAAUCAAUUUUUUCAAUCAACAACCCUUGCAUUUUAUAAUUGUUCUGUGGCCCACCUCAAAAUGUCUCUGUGGCUCAUGGCCCACUGGUUGAGAACCAGUGCUCUAGUUGUUACGGUCCAACUUGGCAAUUAGAAAUAUCAGAACCCCCCUGUUUGAAAAUUUUUGUUUAUGCAUAAUAUGGUUGAUCCAUCCUAUCCUAUUAUUAACCUUCUCCCAUGAAUUUUAUACCAAUGUUCGGCUGCCUGAUCAUGACCAUACCCAAUGCAGGCAGACAAGUGGAAAUAGUACAACACAAGGUUAAUCUAUAUUCUGAGCCUUCCUAUCUUCAUUCGAAUACAUAACCUUAUCUUAUGAGAUUGGUUCUUGGUUCCACUGUCCCUCCCAAUUCCUCAAAUAUCAAAUUUUCUGUAUGUACAAUCAAAUUUGUAUGUUAAUCCUCUUUACCAUGUGCUUUCAAUGUAUCAGCUUUUUAUGGCCUCUUGUUUUAAAACUAUUUUAAUGAAUGAAAUCUUUCUCGUCAGUUUGUGUCAACCUUUUACGCCAAUCCCAAUUAUGUUUUUUUAAUUAUCAUGUGGUCCUAGCUUUACAACAGAGUUAUGUUAAAGGAGACCUAUAUAUAUUAUAUUAUGUACACAGCACAACAAAUUUUAU
Molecule: messenger RNA, 4667 nt
Organism: Styela clava
Lineage: Eukaryota; Metazoa; Chordata; Ascidiacea; Stolidobranchia; Styelidae
Source: RefSeq, a predicted model, not a curated record